Molecule: messenger RNA, 3667 nt
Organism: Chara braunii
Lineage: Eukaryota; Viridiplantae; Streptophyta; Charophyceae; Charales; Characeae
Source: the annotation of a GenBank genome assembly
UUUAAAACCGGCACGUCGCUUCCAGCGUCGUCCUCCCACGUCACCUCGGCGUUCCUCUGCUGAUUAGUUGAUGAGGUGUUGGUUAAUCACUAUCAUCAAGUGAGGGGAGGAGGAAUGAGGAAACGAAGGGAAAUGAGGCGGGCCAGAGAAUCGUGGUGUGUCGAAGGGUGGGAGGCGAUGGCCCAAUACCUACUGAGGCCAAAAUUUUCUGUUCGUCGUUAUCCUUCUCAUUCAUUGUUACGUGUCUUCUCUCGUUAAAGUGAACGCUUCAGAAAGCCAGCAAGUCGGUUUAGCAAUGUGUUCCUACGGGCGACCAGUGUUGUCGUGUUAAUAUAUAUCUCUGCGUGCGCGCUUAUAUCCCGACAGGCGCAUCAUUGGCGGGGAUCGUGUGUUAUUGCGUCGAUGAAAUUUGCAGUUAUACACACAGGGAAAGCGAAAGUCCAAGCGCACGCGAGAGACGGAUAAAGCGUGUGACACGCAUAUAUUGAGAGAGAGAGAGAGAGAGAGAGAGAGAGAGAGAGAGAGAGAGAGAGCGGCAGAAGGGUGAGAGUCAUAGGUAAGUGUUUGCAAGGGACGACUGAACCCCAGUUUUGCAAGCAACAGUACAGAGAGGGGAUACAGAGCCGCACACUCCAUGAGUUGCACAGGUUGUCGUGUGCUUCGCAAGGGCUGCAGUGAAGACUGCCCGUUGCGCCCUUGCUUGGCCUGGAUCGAGGGUCAGGAUGCCCAGGGACACGCCACCGUGUUUUUGACCAAAUUUUUUGGAAGAGCAGGGCUGAUGGGGUUUAUUACCGCUGUCCCGGAGAGUCAGAGAGCAGCUCUCUUUCAGUCUCUUCUGUAUGAGGCUUGUGGUCGUUCCAUCAACCCCGUUUACGGCUCCCUAGGUCUUCUGAUGAGUGGCCAUUGGUCGCUUUGCCAAGCAGCCGUCGAUCGUGUUCUGCAAGGCGGCUCCCCUGGAGAUGUGCACAGUUCUGGCAUCAAUCCGGCAAGUGGAGAUAUUGUUCCGCCAACGAGGCUAAAUUAUCGUCACCAGCAGCAGAUAAAGGCAGCCGGAGUAGAGGGAGGGGCACCGCAGCACGUCAAGGGCGGAGAUCAGUGUAGCAUCAGUCAGGCUAAGAUUUCUGUUUCGAGCAACUGCACUAGCGUGAGACGUGUCUCUCGUUCUUCAAGCGGGACGAAGUCGUCAGAUUGCGCUUCUGGCCCGUCUCCUCCGUGCUAUCACUCUCCCUCCUUUUCGCCUUUCGGCAUUGCGUCCCUGAAACAGUCUGAUAGCAGCCAGACCCUCUCGGCCUGCUCCAAUACCACCAGCGUGGGUGUGCCUCCUUCCUCCUCAACGGCAAGUAAAUCUAACAGCGCCAAGAGGCUGCGCUUAUACUGGCAAGAUGAAGAGCAAUAUCAGCUUGGAGUGGAAGUUGGUCAGAAGAGCCACCGCCAUCAACAAACCUCUUUCGAACACGAUCAACGACAUAUUCACUGUCAGAACGAGGACCAACAGCAGAACUCUUCUGGGAACUCCAUGUCUGGGUCGCUGGUCGAAGAGGGGGCAUCGAGCGACGCUGCCUUCGUCGGGUUGGAUCUAAAUUGCACCCCAAACUCGGGAGCACCGGCUGUAGUUUGCUCUCCGCAGUCGUACGGUUCGUCCUGCCGAUCACUGACUCAGAACCCGUCGGUCGGAAACUGCUUCGACAGCACAGACCUUUCCUAUUUCUCCCACUGUGCGCCGAAUGUCUCACCCACCCGGGUCUUCACUCUCCUUCCCUUGCUCGAAUAACAAUUGACUUCGCAUGGGUCGAUACGCAUACCUGCUAAGCAGUCCUCCCACGCAUUGUUUCCAUGGAACACCGCUGACGCAUCACAUCUUGCAUACAGUGUAUUGGUGUUUGGCCUAUUGAUGCCAUUCAUCAGUGUCUCACCCAGAGGCUCAACCACGGAUGUCACAGGCGUCGCCUCAUCCAAGUGGAACUAGAGAGGAAAUGUGGCGCAUUGAGUUGAGGAUGAGGAUGGACUUUGGCCGCCUAUGUUCUGUCCGAUUUCUGUUUCUGUCUGUUUUUAUCUUCCUGUGGGGGGGGCUCUUUCCCUCUUUUUCACACCGGACACGUGUACACACGCACACAAGACAUGCACACAGAGACGCGCUCGCGCGCUCGUCGAAGCACACUGGCAUCCUCGUUAGUACUAACAAAAUGACACCGGCAAAGGGGCUUCGGAGGCAAGUCAUUCUGUUGCUUCGAAUUCCCAAGUCCUAUGAGCACGUGCAUGUGCAGGGAGCGCGAAGAAAGAAAAAGAGCGAGCGAGCGAGCGAGCGAGCGAGAGAGAGAGAGAGAGAGAGAGAGAGAGAGAGAGAGAGAGAGAGAGAGAGAGAGAGAUGGGGGUGAUCUCAUGUGAGGAAUUAGCCGCGUGCUGAUGAAUUGCCGAAUCCGAUUGUAUUCUGUUCUUGUGAAUGAGAAGGGAAAAGGAAAGAUGGUAGGUGAUGUUCAGUGGCAGUGAUAAAUAGCUCUUCUCGCGUGUCUCACCGUUUUCUUUUCCAUCUACGCUUCGACAAUCUUCUCUCCUUUACAUCGCGUCGGAUGCACUCUUCUGAUAUCUUACAAUCCGUGCUUUCUAUUUAUUCUGUUUCCGGUUCAGGCAGCCAUUCGCGUUAUUCAUUCUUUGUUCUCUUCUUUUCCUUGUUAACAAGAGCUUAGGCUGCUCUUCCUUUAGACCGUUGUCUUCAUUUGCUGCCUCCUUCCGGUCGUUACUUUUCAGUGAGUGACGUCCGUCCGCUAGCGAAGUGAAUAAACUCAGUAUAUGAUCUCGAUUUUGCGAUUGCUUUUCGGCAAGAAGCUGCUGUUUCUGACGCACGACCACGAGCAUACAUGAGAGAGAGAGAGAGAGAGAGAGAGAGAGAGAGAGAGAGAGUAGGCAGACCGCGCGGAGCUUGUUCAGUAGAGUAACACAAUUCGUCGACAAUUCGGUUUUCGUUUUGAUUGGCUUCUGCACAGGGUUUUUUUUUUUUUUUUUUUUUUUUUUUGCGUGUCCUUUCUCACAGGGCCACAGGUUUUCAGUCGAAUGGCUUUAUUCGUUUCUUUUACUUCGGUUCUGGUUGUUGUCGUUUCCUGGGACGUCUCUGACGGCUGUUGCGCGAGAUUGUAAGUGCGAACAUUGCACAAUGGCCAAGUAAUUUUAGGACGUGACUCACUUGUCAGGCUUGAAGUACCACGAGCUUGUAACUUUGGUAGGUCGGAGGGGAGGGCCAAGAGGACAUCAGACGUCUGACUGUUUGUGCAUGUACUACUGACCAUGGCGGACCGGAGUGUAAUUUGAAAUACAGCCGUUGGACCAUGUGUAUGUCCUCAUUCGUGCUUACCCACUGGACGCGACCACGAUUGGCGACAUUGGCUCGAGACAAGGAGGAUAGCCAUACAGAUAUCCGAAGACGCUGAAGGACAGCGGGAGAGUAGUAAGACCGUGACACGAAACGUGAAGAUGUCCGAUAGUCGCUCGUUUCUCACACGCCCAAGUGGACCUUCCCUGCUAAAGACGAAGAUCCUGUUUCCGUGAUGUUUUUCCUGCUUUACUAGGCAGUUUGAGCGAGCCUGAAAUUAAAUUGCGUUACGUGAGUCCUAUGGGUGGCAGUUGGCAAGGUGAUAUGAAAUAUCAGGGAGGAUUAACGAUUGGUCAUACACUG